AAUUAAUUUAUAUUUUUAUUAUUCGAUUGUAUAUAAUAAUGAAUUCAUGAUUAAUUUAUCAUAACAUGUUGUGGCGUCACGUACGCGUGUGUAUAGGAUAUGGACGCGUCCCUAUAGACCGGAGAUAUCUAUAUCUCCGUCUGUCGGGGCUCUUUGUCGUGCUUGUACCACGGGUCGGCUGAAACCACGACGACUGCCUCCACGUGCUGCGAAAAGCACUUACUCGCCCUAAAUUGUAGGUCGCCGCCGUUGUGACGAUAGUGGGGAUAGCCAGAGUGGAGGGGCAGAACCGAGCACGGUACUUCGGUCAUGAUCGAUGAUUUCCGUCGCCGUUCGGUACAGCCAGGCGGUAAACAUUACACAGUACGAUUGGCCGUGUCCUAAGGGUCCUUUGGUUUGGUUUUCGACUUUGAGUUUUUCGACGGCAUUCAGUUGUGAGAAGUGACAAACGAACGCGACAUGCGUUAAAGAGAUCGUGUAUACUCAUUUCAAUUCGUUCGGUUUAAUCUUUUAAGUUAUUUCGUUAAUUCAUUUUCCAAAGGAUGUUGAGUCGGAAUAUGGGAUUUUUGGACUGUGGAAAGGUUUAACAAAAACCUCACAGAUUUAUUUGCUUAUAGCAAAGAAUGGUGGGUUAUUAUCAAAUGAAACAAAUUACAAAUUCCACAACGAUGUCGGUCAAGAACGAAAUAUCGACUGUGGAACCAGUAGAUCCUGUGAAAAGUCUCGUAUGUAGUCCGGAUUUAAGUGUGUUCACUUCACCGGCAUGUGGUUCUGAAACUCCAUUAACAAAUAUCGAAGAGAAAACAUACCAGUGUCUGCUGUGUCAGAAAGCCUUUGAUCAAAAGAAUUUAUAUCAGAGCCAUUUGCGCUCACACGGUAAAGAAGGUGAAGAUCCAUACCGAUGCAAUAUUUGCGGGAAAACUUUUGCGGUACCUGCGCGACUGACUAGACAUUAUCGUACACAUACUGGUGAAAAACCGUAUCAAUGCGAAUAUUGUAGUAAAUCGUUUUCUGUAAAAGAGAAUUUAAGCGUUCAUCGUCGUAUACAUACAAAAGAACGGCCUUAUAAGUGUGAUGUGUGCGAACGCGCGUUUGAACAUAGUGGUAAAUUACAUCGACAUAUGCGAAUUCACACCGGCGAACGGCCGCAUAAGUGUACUGUCUGUUCAAAAACGUUCAUUCAAAGCGGACAAUUAGUAAUUCAUAUGCGUACGCAUACCGGAGAAAAACCAUACGUUUGUAAAGCAUGUGGCAAGGGAUUCACUUGCUCAAAGCAACUGAAGGUACAUACGCGUACGCAUACCGGGGAGAAACCAUAUACUUGCGACAUUUGCGGGAAAUCUUUUGGUUAUAAUCAUGUAUUAAAGUUACAUCAGGUUGCCCAUUAUGGUGAAAAAGUUUAUAAAUGUACAUUAUGUCAUGAAACUUUUGGUUCAAAGAAAACAAUGGAGUUACAUAUUAAAACUCAUUCAGACUCAUCAGUUGUUGGUUCUCCUCGGGAUUCGCCAAUUGAACCAGAAAUUGAAAUCUCACAGAAUAGUGUAAGCACUGGCAGUGACAAGGAAAACCACAAGACUGAAGAGCCAAAUGAUGAAGUUGCUACUUACGAUAACACUCCACGUGAUUUUCCUUAUUAUAUGUAUUCCAGAGAGCAGUAUUCACAAACACAUCUCAUAUCUAGUGAAAAUAGAGACUUUCAAACAACACCUACUGUCUCUGUUGAACAGCCUCAUUUAUUUUUGUAUCCAGAAGUUUCUUCAACAUACACUGGUUUUGGAAUUCAAAGUACUGAUUUUGUUGGUGACUGUUCAUCUCUUCUCAAUUUGCCAGGAAAUGAUGCUCGUAGAAGAGUUGAAGCUGCGCUGGAAGCAGUUGAAGAAGAAAGGCAAAGAGAAUAUGGAAUCAGGGUUGAAAGAGAUCCAAUUCUAACUCCUCCAAGUAGUAAUCCUGUGAGUCCUGUACCUUCGCCAGACUCUCUUGAUUUGGCAAUUCCUGUACGAGAAACAUUAAUUCUCCCUCCAAGAAAACGGUGUAAAAUGAUAUUAGAAUCCAUGGAAAUUGAAAGGAAUGGUCUCAUAGCCUCUCAAAGACAGAACUCUGUUAUUCAAUUUGCAAAAGCAUCAUAGUAGAAGAUAUGGAAGAAAUUAAUUAUCAUGACUCAAUGAUAAUGUCAUAAAUGGUGAGAUAUAAUUUCAUAAAAAAAUAUAAAAAUCUAAAUAUAAUUAGUGGAAGAUAUAGUGAGAUUAUCAUUUUUGAUCAAGUACAAAGUUACUUUUUUUUUUAACUUGCUUAUCAAUAUUUUGUAUAAUAUACUAUAUUUAUAUAAAUUCUAAAGUAUGAUUUUAAUUCGAAUUACAAAAUAUCGUCCAUUAAUGUUUUUAUUUAUCUUACUAUAUCAUUCUCACUAAUUAUACAUGUUGGGAUAGUGAUGGGCUGGAAAAAUUCAAAUAAUCAAUAUUAGAAAAUACAAAAAUUGUUAAAUUUUUAACUGUCUUAACAAAUUUUGAAUUUUGAAAUGAAAAAAUUAAAAUGUGAUUAAUAGAAAUAAUUUUAAUCUCAUCAUAAAAUAUUGUUAUAAUAAAUUCAAAUAUUUUAAGACUUUUAAGAUUUUUAAUAAAUCAAAUAAAACGAACUUUUAAAAGCAAAAUGAAUAUCAAAUGCCCAUCGCUAAUUAAAUAAAGAAUUUUGCGCUUCAGAAACAACAGAUAUUGCCGCGAAAUUUUUUUGUGGUAUUAUAUGAUCUGAGUUAAUUUUGUUUCGACACUGAAUGUUUUCUAAACAUUUUAGAAUUUUCUCCAAACUUUCAAGUAUCUUAUAAAUAUAAAAUAAAAUAAGAAAACAAUAAUUUUUCUAAUAAUUAUAUUUAAUUUAUAUAAAUAAUAAAAAACUUUUAAUUAUUAAUCAAACUGACAAUAAUUUUUUUUGCAUUUUAAACAGAGAAAGUUUGAAGAAAAACAAAAAAUUAUGGAAAAUAUGCUUUACAAGCCUUAAACGAACCAAUAGAACAACGUCCAGUAAUUUUACUAUUUGAAAAAAUAAUCUUAAACAUUUUUGCAGUCCAAUAGGAUUAUAAUUAAGUGGCCUCAUAAAUUUGUGAAUUCAACUAGUUCUGAGAACUAUUUACACAUACCUCAGGUUAAACGACGUACUUAGAACUCGCCAGAAAAUCAUUCAUUAUUUAUAAAUUGUCACAUAAUAUAAAGAAAACAUUAAUAUAUUUUACAAAUUUGAAAAAUUAUUUAUUUGAUAUUUUAAUGAAUUCAUUAAGAAUCAUAAAAAAGGUUCAAAAGAUAAAAUAUUGAUUGAACCUAAUAAGUUUAAGAAUGAAUUUAAUAUUAAAACCAAUAAAUAUUUACAUAAUUUUUAAAGUUAAAUGAUUUUUUUUUAAAUAAUUAAAAAUUUUAAUUACAAAAAAAAGUCAUUGUAGCUGGCGUGCUCUGAGUAAUUUUUCAUAAUAUAUAUAUUAUAAAUAUGUGUGUGUGUGAGCGUGCAUAUAUGUAUGUACAUUAUUAAAUUGUAACGAAUUAGUAAAAGUAAUGAAUAUUGCUGUGGCACAACUAGCAUCAUCAUUAAAAAGGCUUGAAAUUAACGUGAUCGAGACAAUUUUUAAAUUCGGAUUAAUAUUUUAAUUUUUUUACAUCAAAAGAUAAAGUACAAAGAAUAUUUGACACAAGACGAGAUUAUGUACAAAAUAUAUAAUUCAUUUGUUAUGUUUUUUGAAUAUUUAUAAAUUUGAUUUUUUUUUGUUGAAAGAAAUGCGUGAAAAAUUACUUCAUUAAUAUAAAUUUCCUUUAAAAUUUAAAAAAUUUAAAUAAUCGAAAUGUAUCAAUUAUGUUUGCACCACUGUCAUCAAAAAAUUUUCUUUUUUUUUGAUUAAUUUAUUUCUUUGUUCUUCAAAAUUAAAUUGAAUGCUAUGUGUUUUUAUAAUAUAUAUUUUAUGAUAUAUAUUGUAAAGUUUUUUUGUUUAGACGAAAAUCAAAGAUUUUAAUUUCUUGCCAAAACUAAGAUUGAUUCCAAUCUAAAGAAAAAAUUUUUUUUCUUUACGUAACAAAUUUACAAUUACGUAUUAAUAUGAUAUGGUAAAAGUGAUAUUAAAAUAUAUUGUUGCUCAAUUUCAUUGUCUUUAAUCUCGUACUUUUAGUUCGAACAAAAUAUAUAAGUGAUUUUAUAAUGAUUUAUUAUUACAUAGAAAGUGAAUGAUUAAAGGCAUUAUAUGAAUUCAAUUUUAUUUUCAUAAAUAAUUUUCAAUUUUAAAGAAAGAUGGCGCUAGUUUGCUGUCACAUUAAAAUUGGUAAUAUUUAUAAUAUCAUAAUAAUUUAUAUGUUAUCUAAAAUUUAAUCACAUUGAUUUAUUUGAAAUUAUUUUAAAAAUUUAGUGCGAACGAAAUUUUUUUUAUGUUAUCGUGGUAUAAAUAAUUUCAAUUCGAUAGAAAAUCAAAUUAAUUUUAAAACGAAAUCAUUCGUGUAAUGAUAUUUAUUAUGAGAAAUAUGUAGUAAAUGGUUUCGUUUCAUUAAAAUUUCGAGAUUAAAAAUAUAAUUAUAAAAGCACACUAAUUUCAAGUACAAAAGCGUUGAGUCGAAAUGCACGAUUCGACAAUUUUAAGAAAAAAACAAAACAAAAAUUAAUAUUAUAUAUGUAUAUUUAAUUGCCAACAAGUAGUAUUGACCAUCUUAAGAAGCUUGAUUUCCGAUCUUGCAGGUCUUACUGAAAUAGUACUAUACUAUAUAAGCGGUUAUAAAAUUCUCACUGUGAGAAUAAAAUCGAUAGAGAAGAAAGUACCAAACACAUUAAGAACUCCAUUAUUGCCAGAGUAUUGAGUGGAGCUAUGCUCACUGCCAGUACAAGUAUGCAUGUAUAAAUGUACAUGCGAGUUUAAUAUUAAAUAUUAAAUUGUAUUAGAUUAUCACAAUAUUUAUAAUUUAAAGCCAUCUGUAUUUACAUUUGGCAUUACUCCAGUAUGAAAUAAUACAAAAUGUUUUAUAAAUUGUGAAAUAAUUUAAUGGAAGAUUCCGCAAAGUGCAUAUAACUGAAAUAUAAAUUAUAUUUCAGUUUUAAUUCUACUUUCAUAUUUAUAAUUAAACUUUUUAAUAUGCACACCUAAUGUUAAAAGAAUAAGUCCUUAAUAUAAUAUCCAAAAAGUCCGAAAUUUUAAGAAAUUGCGGUACUUAAGAUACUAUUUUUAAGGUUUUUAGUUCAAAAAUAUUUUAUAUUAAAAUAUAUAUCUAUUAAACGUAUAUCUAUUAAAAAGUAUUUAAGAUACUAAAUGUACUUUGCGAUUGAAUCUACCACUAAUUAUCGAUCUGUGGUUUAGAGAAAAGCUUUGCGUAUACACUGAGCCAUGUUUAUAAUUAAUAAGUAAUGUAAUAUUUAUAUAGAAGCUCAUGUAUAUUAUUCAUUUUUUCCUUUUUUUCAAUGGAAAUAAUUUGACACGUGGCCUAUUCUUUAUUUCUCUAAAGAUUUAAAUAAAUCGAUCUUUUUGUUAUAUGUGAAUUAUAUUCUCGUUAAUCAUGUGAAUCCUCACAUGACAUAAAAUUUAUGUGCAAUUGUAUAUUUAAGUUCUUUGGAAAGCUUAGCUUUCAUUCUUUAUUGUUUUAUUUACUCUUGGCAAAGUUUUAAAUGAGGAAAUACUCGAGUGUAUUGUUAUAAAUUUUAAGAAUUGUUAUGUUGUAUAUGUUUUCGAAGCGCUUAAAAUUAGGUUAAAAUGUAAAUUUUUUUUUUUUGCUAUAAGUCGUUAAAUAUGGCCACGUGAUAAUACAUAAAAAAAAGAAUGGAUGCAAAUUGUUAAGUAUUAUGAUAAUAAUGAGAAAUAGAUUGAAAUGUGCAGAAAUAAUUCUAGUGUAAUAUUACAAUAAUCUGUUAUUACUUAUUAUUUUUAAGAUAUACAAAUACAUGCCAAAUGGGAUGUGUUUUAUCCCAUUAUCUCAAGCGUGUGGAACUGAUUACAUGAUAAAGAAGAAAAGGAAGAAAAAAAUUUUGUAGAAAUUCAUUAUAUACAAAAAACUGACAACAAAAAUAGAAAAAUACAUUUUUGUAAGAGUCUAAAUGAAAGCAUUUUUUCAAUUUCGCGCUUUUAUGAUCGAUCGAUAAAGAAGAAAGUGCAUAACGAUAAUAUAAUAAAAUAUCAAUGUUCAUAAUGAAUUAAUAAAAUGUAUACAAUGACGAAACGAUCAACGCGCAAAUUGAAAAAUAGAUUCUCCUUUCAAAAUUGACUCGCUGCAAUAAUUCUAAUUGCAAUCAAUUUUUUGUCAAAAUAUUAUUUUUGGUUAUUUUUUAUUUUUAUUUUUAUUUUUUUUCUUUUUUGCAUCAAUAAAAUAAAAAUUUUCCGAAAUUAAAAGCUUUUCGAUUAUCGAUAAGCGAUAAUGAUUGUAUUUUCUCAUUUUAUUCCGCCAAAGUGCGUACAAAUAAUUUCAUAGUCAUAAGUUCCGACAGAGGAAAUAUAUUUAUUUAUUUAAUAUAUGUAUGUAGCUAUAUCUAUAUAUAUUAUUUACAUAUGUAUUUUUUUGCUGAAUGUCGGAAAAAACUAAAAACGUGUAUUCAUUGCAUUAAAAUAUAUUCUAUCGUAAAUGUU
This is a messenger RNA of Apis cerana (Asiatic honeybee), 6568 nucleotides long. RefSeq names its product kruppel homolog 1 (gene Kr-h1). Gene Ontology annotation, cellular component: nucleus. Gene Ontology annotation, biological process: regulation of gene expression. The record is from RefSeq and is a predicted model, not a curated record. NCBI's taxonomy places the organism in Eukaryota, Metazoa, Arthropoda, Insecta, Hymenoptera, Apidae.